Messenger RNA from Melitaea cinxia (Glanville fritillary), 1785 nucleotides. RefSeq lists its product as uncharacterized. The record is from RefSeq and is a predicted model, not a curated record. The transcript has 3 exons. The coding region runs from base 1 to 1785 and encodes 594 amino acids. Lineage: Eukaryota; Metazoa; Arthropoda; Insecta; Lepidoptera; Nymphalidae.
AUGCCGAGAAGAAGGCCAAAUAUAGGACGCAGUACGUCUGCUGCUAAAAGACUUCGUUUGAAUCGGAAUAGUGAAAAUAAUGAAGAGAGAGAACUGCGUUUAUCAUUGGACCGUGAAAGACAUAUUUCGCAAAGACUGCGAGAGUCUUCUGCGGAACGUAACGCACGUUCUCCUUCCAUUGUUUGUCAAUACUGUUCGGCACUGAGAUGGAAAGAUGAGUCAAAAGGUUUAUGUUGUUCAAAUGGUAAGGUAAAAUUAGAUGAAAUAGGUGCUCCACCUGAACCUUUAAAUUCUCUACUUGAUGAAAGUCAUCCAAAGCAUACAGAAUUUAUGCGUCAUAUUCGGCGGUAUAAUAAUGCGUUCCAGAUGACUUCAUUCAAAAGUCAACGAGUAGUUGAAAACGGCUUCAUGCCAACAUUUAAAGUCCAGGGCCAGGUUUACCACCUUGCAGGAAGUCUUCUUCCACAAGUUCCUGACGACCAUAAGUUUUUGCAGAUAUAUUUUAUUUCCGAUCCUGAAGUUCAAGCAACGACUCGAUGUAAUAUUAGUAAUAGUAAUUCAAGAACACCACUUGAUAACUCUAUAGUCAGGUCAUUGCAAAACAUGUUGCAUUUGCAUAAUAGAUACGUACAAUCUUUUAAAACUGCAAUGGAAAGUAUCUCUCUCGAUGUCCCAGAUUACAAUGUAGUAAUUCAUGCAAGCAGGGUACCUGACGGUGAACACCGUGGACGGUAUAAUGCUCCUUCUACCAGUGAAGUAGCAGUUGUCAUUGCUGGACAACAAUUUGACAAAAGGGAUAUCGUUCUUCGAAGCCGCGACGAAAAUCUCCACAAAAUUUCCGAACUACAUCGUUCAUAUGACAGUCUUCAAUAUCCAUUGAUGUUUUGUCGAGGUGAAGACGGAUACACAAUUGAUAUUCCCCAAGUUAAUCCUUCUACAGGAGACAGAGUACAGAAGAAAGUUUCAUGUAUGAAUUAUUAUUGCUAUCGUUUAAUGGAACGCCAUAAUCAUUAUAAUGUUUUACUAAGGUACGGAAUGUUACUGAAUCAAUAUGUUGUAGAUCAGUAUGCUAAACUAGAAUCAGAACGUUUAGCUUUUAUACGAAAUAACCAAACACAAUUACGCGCAGAAAAUUAUAUACACUUACAGGAUGCUUUACAUUCUAAUGAACACACGACAAACAAUAUUGGGCAGCUGGUAAUAUUACCGUCAUCUUUUACUGGCGGACCAAGAUACUUACACGAAAAAACUCAAGAUGCCAUGACCUAUGUCAGGAAUUACGGGAAACCUGACCUCUUCAUUACUAUGACCUGUAAUCCUAAUUGGAAAGAAAUAAAAGAUAAUCUGCAUUCCACCGCAACACCUCAAGACCGAUAUGACAUUUUAAAUCACGAAGACCCAACAUUGUAUGACAUCGUGGUAAGGAACAUGAUUCACGGACCCUGUGGAGCUUUAAACCCUAACUCGCCAUGCAUGCAUGAGGGAAAAUGUUCAAAAAAAAUCCCAAAACCAUAUCAGAGUCAAACUUCAACUGGUGAUGAUGGCUAUCCAAAGUAUAGAAGAUUAUCACCAGACGAAGGAGGACGCAAGGCUGCUAUUCGUAAUUACGAAAUUGAUAACAGAUGGGUAGUGCCUUACAAUAAACUAUUAUUAAAAAUUUUCGAGGCGCAUGUUAAUGUAGAACUUUGCAGUUCCGUGAAAUCAAUAAAAUAUGUCACUAAAUACAUCAAUAAAGGAAGUGACCAGGCUACGUUUAGUUUACAUUCUACAAAUGAAGUAGAAUAA